CCGGUGUCGGUCACGCACAGUGAUGGGGAAUCCCCAUUAAGAUCUCACUGACGCCAUGUUCACUACAUCGCAUAUGUGAACAAGAAUUGUUUCAUAUUCCAGAUACCACUACAUUAGAUGGAUGUCACAAUUGCAAUUACAUAUAACAAUGAUGCUGUCAUGAUCCUGUAUGCUCUUGCCUGUAAGUGGCACAGUUCCCAGGCCUAUGCAGAUUAUUGAGGAACUCUUUAUAUUUGUCACACUGUUGAUUAUUGGCCAUUGUGUCCCAGGAUCUAUGGAGGAGCGUGAUCAAGCGAAAAACCUGUAUAGGAAGGCCAGGGACAAUGACUGUCUUGGGCCACCAGAACAGGCCGACAUAAGACGGACAGUCGUGAAAUUAUUACAAAAAUCGCAAAAUCGUCAGAACUACAAGACUCGAUUUCGGUACCAGGAGUUUGCAUCGAUAAUCGAUAAAACGGCUAAUUGUGGAAAGUUCGUUGCCGUUAAGACGAGUGCGGCGUUUAUUCUUUUAGAAAAAUAUCUUCUUCUCUUAUUUACCUUUCCUUGGAAGAAAGAAUUCCACAAAUUGAAGACAUAUUGUGGAUUUUUUCAGUGUAGAAUUAAAUCGCAUUUAGAAGAGGCUGAAAAUAUUUUCAAACUAAUUGGUUUUCGUGAGAGCGACAACAGUACGUUGGUAUUGACAGGAGGGAAUGUUAACCAAGAACUUGUAUUUGACGUGGCGUUUGAGUGUGUCGUGGCGUCCGUAGAGUGCGAGAUGAUCGGCGAGUACCACAGGUGCAUAUCGGAAAAAGGUGGUAGCAUACAGGACGCCGUCGCCUUCAGACUUGCAGGACUGAUUCCUGACCUGAGCAGGAAGAAACCCAGUGAACAUGUGGACUCCGUCGCCUGCUACAAGCGUCAGAUUAUAUACCCCGACGCCAGCCGAGAGUUGCAACAGAGAGGCUUCAGCAGCGGGAACACCGUGCCCAAUAUUCCCAAGGGUUUGCCGUUCAUUGACGAAGAUUUGAGCGACAGUGUGGCGGAGGUGGCGCCCAAGUUUCAGAUGGGGACGAUUGACGAGCACAUGAUGGCAAGUCUUCAGAAAGUGAAGACGCUGCCGGAGAGGGGACUAAUGAGUGCCGCCUCAAACUCGGAGGACUGGUCUUACGUCCGGCUCGGACUUGAGAAUAGGUACGGGAAAAGUUACUACGACGGCGUGAGGGGCGACGUCAUUAAUCCUAGCAACAGGCACGCAGUAUCGGGACGAGUGCCAGAGGAACGGGACGAUAUUUCCGACGAAGGGAUCGACGUCUGCGAAGGUCCGCCGCCGGUCAGAAUCGACCCACCGAGGCCAGUCGGAAUCGAUUCACUUGCACGCCGGGAUCCGAGGUCGCACCCUCAGAUGGGAGACGCCAUGUCUAUUGACAUGCCAGGCAAAAGCUUUCAGACGUCGGGAUACAGAACUGGAGUAUAUUUGCCUGCUACGGCAACCUAUCCACCAUCUAACUCGGUGGUCUGUGACGAGGCACCUCUAUCGCCAGGAGUAUCGCCUUCCUCGGCGACCUUUCCUUAUUCCACAAGGAGUCCCACACCAAGAGCUGCCCAGACUGCACCGAGAAGUUCCCAGCUUACAACAGGAGCAGUACGUGGAGUACCCAUGUACAAUCACAGACAAUAUAACACUAACAAUCUUUCCAACAUAGCGCGCAAGGCACGUGGUGGUGAAUCGUCGGGCGCCUUUCGGGUGGAUAAAGUAUCAAAUAGAGGUUAUAACACGCCCGAUAUGGAAUUAAAGUUGACGAACGAAAGGUGGAAAUGCGAGACGUGUACCAUGGAUAAUCAUUCUGGUUCUAAAGUGUGUGAUGUAUGCGGCAAAAGUAGAAUUCCUUCACUGCAGAUGGAUGGUCCCCAAGUAGGGGAGAGUGUGAGGAUUUGUAGCCAGUGCACAUUAGAAAAUAAGCCUGGUUCCUCGGUGUGUGGCGCCUGUCAAACGGAGCUUGUCCCCAAUAACAUUAAUACCUAUGUAUAAAAAACCCAUUUAUUGCGUGAUUUGCUAACAGUAGAAUUGUUGCGGAUACCAAAUGUUAACUGCAUAUAUAUAUAGCUUAUGUCGGCAUUGUGAUAAAGACAUUUAGCAAAGAUACAAGAUGAUAUUUUAUUUUUAAAAUAUAAUAUUUGUUUUUUUAGUGGGGGUUUUCCGUUUUGACAAUUUAAGAAUGAAUAAUUAUGUACUUGUUCCUUUUUAUGGUAAUUGGAAAGUUUAUAUAUGUGAAGUUUAAUACAAUGAAACCUGUCCUAGCGGCCACCUGUAAUAAGAGGUCACCUGCCUUAAGCGGCCACUGUUUUGCCUCCCAAACGUUUUAUAAUGUAAAUGCACCUGUAAUAAGCAGUCACCUGUCUUAACGCGGCCAGCGGCCAUCUAAAUCGGAUCCCAAAUGGCUAAAAUACCUGUAUUAAGCGGCCACAGUAAAGUUUUUACUAUUAUAUAAAGGGGAUAUUUUAACAACAGCAAUAAGGUACAGCAAAUAACCUACAGGAAUGCUAGUACUCAUUUAAUCCCGACAUCUCUACUGUGUGUCAAUUAAGGAAGUAUGACACUGGAAGGCAUCUUAUUGCCUCUUGGCAGGCUACGCUUAACAUUUGUAGAUUCACUUACUAUGACAAUACACCGCACGAAGUAGGAAUUAAAUAACUAAAUUGAAAAAGGUUAAUUUAAUACAUUCCAGGUGCAUUUUUUUCUGAAGGAGGCGACAUGUCAAAAGUUGAUUUAUAGUCAACUGUAAAGCACACAUCCGUUAAUUAGCAGUACAGAUGGUAAAACACGAAAUAACAAAUAUUUGAAAGACACUAUAUGUGGCAACCUGUAAUCAGCGGCCAUCUGUCUUAAGCGUCCACUUUUAUGUACUCCUUUGUUGACCGCUUAAGACAGGUUUGAAUGUAUAUAUUUUAAAACAAUCUAGAGUAUAAUAAUAAUUAUUAUUAUUAUGUUUUUUAAUAUACAUAAUGAUUAAACAUUUUAGUAUAAAUUCUUCAUUCGGUUUAUUUUCCCGUGGUUUUCUAUUGUUCUAUUUAUUUUUACUUUUGUGCGUCCGUUAUUUCACAGUAUACACGCGAACAAUGUAUGAGCCUUGUAAUCUGAUUACUUGGUUCUGGGCCCCAAAUUCAUAAAACCUUGCUAAGUUUAUACCGGCCUCGGUGGCGUCGUGGUUAGGCCAUCGGUCUACAGGCUGGUAGGUACUGGGUUCGGAUCCCAGUCGAGGCAUGGGAUUUUGAAUCCAAAUACCGACUCCAAACCCUGAGUAAAAGAUGACAUUCACACAAAAAAAAACACAAAAAAAACCCAUGAAAUUUUCUGUUUAUUUUAUGGCAAUUUACCUUUAUUUUUAAAAUGCCAGCAGCAAAAUAUUUCCGGCUUUCUCACAGUGAAGUUAACACUUUCUACAGUGAUGAUAACACUUUUUUUAGAGUGAAAUGGUGAAAUUUUCACUCUAAAAUGUGUUAUCGUCACUGAGUGACUGAUAACACUUUUAUUUCACUGAUAUUUAAAGAUAUUUCACUAAAUGUUCUAUAAUAAGCGGUAUUAUCUGUAUGUCGAUAUACAUGUAUUAUUAUGAUUCAAGUGAUAAAUAAUAUGUAUUUACGAUACAUCCGACCUGUACCGAUACAUUCAGUAAUUUCCGUAUUUUAUGAUCGUUGUCAGUCGGAAACUCGAUUUCUUGGGUUCUACCGGUUUUCAAAAAUGUGAUAAAAGGAAGGGCCUGACAUCAAAUAUUCUGUCCUGGACGAAGGAGCCGGCUUAAGUCGGCACAUGCGCCCAUGACAGGCGUGCGCUACAACAGCUUACUCUGAAUGUGCACAUACCGGCCUCGGUGACGUCGUGGCAGGCCAUCGGUCUACA
Molecule: messenger RNA, 3877 nt
Organism: Gigantopelta aegis
Lineage: Eukaryota; Metazoa; Mollusca; Gastropoda; Neomphalida; Peltospiridae
Exons: 3
Coding region: 170-2008 (612 amino acids)
Cellular component (GO): cytoplasm
Source: RefSeq, a predicted model, not a curated record